Messenger RNA from Amphibalanus amphitrite, 2504 nucleotides. RefSeq lists its product as uncharacterized. The transcript has 2 exons. The coding region runs from base 110 to 2314 and encodes 734 amino acids. The record is from RefSeq and is a predicted model, not a curated record. Lineage: Eukaryota; Metazoa; Arthropoda; Thecostraca; Balanomorpha; Balanidae.
CGAAGUCGCCGGCCCCGCGGGUACUCAAAAGGCACGGGCUCUGAUUGAUGGCGGUUCCGAUUCGUCCUUCGUCAAAUCAUCCCUUGCAGACGCCCUCGGGGUAUCAGCCAUGGCACAGGGAAUAUUCGCCUGCGUUGGAUUUAAAGAAAGAGAAGAAGAGGCUAGAAUUCAUGAAAGGGUCAGAUUACAUCUGAAAAGUCGGCAUUCAUCUGAGUCAUGUUGUUUGGACUUUUGGAAGUCCGAUACGUUAUGCGCACCGAUGCGCGUGCCAUGUAGUCCUGAUCUGUUCACAGAACUUGCAAAUUUUGAGCUUGCCGAUGAUUUUAGCGGAGCUUCCAUUGACAUGCUGAUUGGCGGCGACCAAAUGUAUGAUGUGGUUCUUCGAGACGACACUGUCAAAUUAUCAAAACGGCUCUGUGCUGUCAAGACGCUCUUCGGAUAUACCUUGCAUGGGAGCGCUUCUGACGCGUGUCGUUUAGUCCCCUUACAUACGUAUCACAUCCAGUCAUUGGAAAACAUGUGGACCUUGGACACGAUUGGCAUAACAGACAAAGAAGUGCGAACGACAAGCUGUGAUAUUGUACCAGUCUGGAACUCAUCUGAAAAUAGAUAUGAAAUGCCCCUGCUAUGGAAAGCGGAUGAGCGGCCGGUCUCCAACUUACGCGCGACUGACAUGCGAACUAGACGCACCAUGCAGAAAAUGAGCCACCAAGCACUCACCGAUUAUGAUAACGAGAUAAAACAGCUUAUCGAUAACCGAGUUGUUGAAGUUGUGGACGCCGUCACAGAGACGAACUCAGUGUUCUUUCUACCGCAUAGAGGCAUUUAUCGCAACGGAAAGUCACGAAUCGUUUUCGACGGCUCCGCAGCCGACGGUUCCGGCAAGAGUCUCAACGAAUAUUUUGAUGCUGGCGAGAACUUACUUCACCGCUUGCCAGCAGUAGUUACUCAGUUCCGGACAGGUCCCAUAGGUUGUCAGGCGGAUAUUAAGUCGGCUUUCCAUCAGAUUUGUGUACGAAAAGAAGAUCAACAGUAUCUGCAGUUCCUGUGGAACGGGAACUGUCUUCGAUUCCGAAGAGUUCCUUUUGGUCUCGCCUGUUCUCCAUUUUUACUCUUAAAAACCCUUUCAUAUCACUUAGAACAAAACCUCAAGAAUGACCAAAUGCUGUUACAAGCAGUCAAAAGGGCACUCUAUAUGGAUGAUUUGUGCUUGAGUUUCAGCUCGGAAGAAGAGGCCGACAAAAACAUGAAUGUUUUGAAUGCAGUUAUUGCAGUUAUCGAGCGAGCCGGUAUGAAACUUCACAAGAUUCACAGGACCAGGGAUAACGCCGAACCUUCCAAAGUGCUUGGAAUGCUCUGGGACACCUCCAGUGACAAAUUAGCUGUCACUGUCCCGGAUGUCACCACACCUUCUACCAGACGUGGGCUUAUCUCAGUUAUUUCCAAGGUGUUUGAUCCUUUGGGCGUUCUUUCUCCCUGGAUCAUACGAGGCAAAAUUUUAUUUCAGUCCACAUGGCAUGAGGCCAAAUCCACGUCAUGGGACGAUCGCUUGUCCAGUGACAUACAAACGGCAGUAAAUGCUUGGUGGAGCCAUCCACCCAGCUGGAAAAUGUGGUUCCCACGCGCCAUUGCAGAUUUCAUGACGAGCACUGACGUCCGAUUUCAUGUUUUCUGCGACGCCUCAAUCAAGGCAUAUUGUGCCACUGUUUACUGCUGCCAUGAUGGGGAGUCCAUACUGGUCAUAGCCAAAAGUCGACUCGCCCCGCUCUCACCGACUCUCACAAUUCCCCGCUUAGAGCUGAUGGCCGCGCUGAUUGGUGCGCGACUCAUGAAAUUUGUCUGCUCAGCAGUUGGCUUGGAAGCGCCCUGUGUAGUUUACUGGACCGACUCAAUGGACGUUUUAUAUUGGAUUCGCCAGACCAAGCCAGAGAAACCGUUUGUGGCAAAUCGAGUGCGUGAGAUAUGUCAGUUAUCAUCGGUGGACCAGUGGCAGUACAUUGAAGGUGUCCGCAAUCCGGCUGAUCUGGGAAAACGGACCCAGCUUCCUCUUAGAGGCGCUCUCUCAGCCAACAUUAAGCCAACCGGAAGCCGCCGGACAGCCAGAGGAAGCGGACGACGACGAUGGAUAAGCGAAAAGCAGGCUGCUUUUCGGAUGGGGAGAAUGUUGAAAAUGGUUUUAUUUUGUCAUUUAUAUGUGUAUCUAAUAAGCGGAAGACUGCGGCAAGUAAUUCACGCGAGCGAUGUACGGAAAUUUAAAUUUAUGUGGAACACUGUAUGUGAGGCGUUUCGGGGAUUUUGUAUUUUUUUUUUUUGAGCCUACCGUUAAUAGAACCAGUGUAACUCUAAAUAUUUGUUUUUUAUUUAUUUCAUUUUCUUGGCUUACCCAACAGUUACACAACCUAAAAUAUGCAUAUAGCUCAGGAUAAAAAAACACCACCUGCACGGCAUCAUGAUCAAAAACGCGUUCAUCACGUGUCUCGUCUCGAGAGUAGGUGGGCCUUCAG